UACUUCACGAACUAUAGUUGAGAACCACUGUCCCAGGCCAUUUCAGACAAAUGGAUGUCCAGCCUCUUCUUAAAAACCUCCAGUGAUGGAGCACCAACAACCUCUGGAGGCAAGGUGUUCCAUUGGUUAAUUGUUCUCACUUUCAAUUCUCCCACUUAGCAACUAUGGUAUACUAACCCCAAAGCAAUUCUAAAGCCUCCACAUUGACUGUCAUAUCUUACCCAUUUCUCUCUGAAACCCAUGGCUAUGCCUCUGACUUCAGUUCUGUAGGUUCAUUAAUAUCGUCCCUAACUUGGAGGUUUUCUAGUCCAGCCCUCCAUCCUCCACCCACCCAUGGCAGGGAUUCUCUAGUGACAGAGUACCACAACUCCAGGAAGCUUAGGUCUGCUUUAACUUAAGUAUAUGAUGCUUAAGUUGUCGAUCUUGGCACAACAGCUUCAGAUGAUGUAUUACCAAAUUAUAUGACAUUUAACAGUGACUAAAAUGUACAUUGGUUCCAACUACAAUAGUAAAUUAUCCCAUAUGCAAAUGCAUCAGUUGCAGCAAGGUUUCCAUUGCCCCUUAGGAAAGAUCAACCAUCAUUCUAGUCUCACUUAGAUUUUCUCUUGAAGACAAACUCAUUCCAAGUCAGCCCCACUAUACAACUUCCCCUACAGCAUCUUUUACUCUUCCAGAGUUCCCAUCAAACAACUCAUGCAGGCAUGUCUCUCAAUCUGGGUGGCUGGCCACAGUGCUCCAGCAAAGAUGCUUCUACAUCUUACAACUGAAUGUAAAUGAAUUCUUGACAGCAUGAAAAGCCCUCAAAAUGGCUGAGGUACACUUUCUGAUGCAAUUAUUCAAGACCACAGUCCUCUUUUAUCUGAACAAGUCAGGGGACGUAAAAUCCCAGAUCUGUCUAUUUCUUACCAUGAUUCAACUUACUGAAAUAGACGUUAUAUUAGUGAAUCAUCUCAGCUGAACAUCUGUGAUCGUACAUGAGACACAACUGGACAAAGGGCCUGCUUUCCCAGCCCUGGAAACAAGUAAUAUUUGUUUGCCACCGGAGAGGGCUCAGCUUGCAUUCAGUGCUGCUCUAAAAAGGAGCAGCCUCUCUUGGGGAGGGUUUCCUGCAUCUGCGGUUACUGCCACUGAUUCCUGGGCUGGACAGAGUAAUUCCCCAAACCCAACAAGAUGAGGCAAUCCCCAUCCCGAUAACUCCAUAGUGGCCACACCAACCCAUCAUUUUCUCUGUUCCAGGGGGCUCAGAAUUACCCAGCAUGCUUGCUGCUCCAUUCCCCCCUCUGAUCUCUCACAGCAUUCCCUGCCUCUCACGGCUUGGAGGAUUCAAGGGUUUCAGUGAGGAUAUGGCCGAAAUUCUAAGAACAACUAACUUUCCAUUUAUCCCCUGGGAAGAUUGCAGUGCCAAAUGCAGGCUUUCCACAGCAAAGGCUCCGUCCAUCUACAGAGAGGGGCUGCUGGUCACUGUAAGUUUUCAACUCUCCUGGCCGGCCAUUCACAAGGGUCAAAGAACUGACCUACUGAAGUUUCUUCCCAGCAAUCACAGUAUUUCACAUUCCGAUUGCCAAAAGUCAGUGUUUUCUCAGCCUUUAUAACCCCAUUUUUAAGACUGCAAAAUCAGUCUCCCUCUUAGAUACAAAUGGUCCUCACUUAGCGCCAACAAUUGGGACCAGAAGCUCUGUUGCUAAGCGCCACAGAGCCUAAGCGAAUCAUGUGAGCAUGACACGCAAUAUAGUUUCCUAUUCAGUCAUUAAGCAAGUCACUGCAGGUCAUUAAGUGAAUUGAACUCUUUCCUUCAUGGGAAGGAACCAUAUCUGUUUUCUCCCAUCUCCUGGGACCUCACCAAUCCUCCAGGAGUUCUUAAAGAUAACCAAAAGCUCACCUUUGCUUGUUUUUUUUAGUAUCCAACCAGUCUAGGGGAGUUAGCUAACUGCCCUUUACCCUCUCCUUGUCCAACCAACACCUGCCACAUCCUCCUUCCACUAGUGGGACAACCACGGAGAGCAGGAGUUUCACUUCCUUCCUAAGAAAUGUAAACUAUGAGUUGAAUUUUCCACCUUUUCACUCUUAUAAGUUUUUUACCCCUUUCCAUUUCACCUUUCUCUUCAUAACAGCCUCUUUGCCUUUUCUUUCAUGUCUGGUAGAUGCCAAAAUUCCAUUUUAUUUUCUCCUUGGUUUGAACAGCUCAUUCUGUGCAGGAGCCUUUUUGAUAAUCCCUGGAGUUUCUGACUGCUGCCUUGGAUCCUCCUCUCCUUGGACAUUUGUAUAUAUAUCCUUUUCCUUUUCAGUAUGCAGCUAGUCCUGUGUGUGUCACACUAGCCUCCCACUUAGAACAUGGCAGUUGCUCCUUCAAUAUUUCAUUUCCCAUUUUUCUUGGACAUCUUUUUUCUCUUUCAGUAUUUUAAACCAUUGGAUCUGACAUUUCUUCAUUAAAGUUGAUCAAAUCUGUUGUUCUGAAAUCCAAUAUUCAAGACUGUUCCUUUUUUCCUUGUUAUCACGAGUUCAAGGAUGUUUUCCUAAUAUUUGAAUUACAUUCAAUCAAUUUGGCUCUUUUUAAAGAUUAGAGCAGGUAUUCUUGUUUCCUUUCCCACCUUCUGACCCAUGAAAAUGUCCACAAGAGAGGAGAGAAAUUGGCUAGACUUCUCUCUUAGCAGAUUCCCAGGUGAUGUAAUGGCAACUGAAAUAAUCCACGAUCAUUACUGUAAUACUGCUGGGUCCUCACCAUCAUCUUGUUCGGCAGCCUGGGGCUCAAGGGGAACUCAGGAGUAUCCUACAAGAUGGACAGGUCAAGCCCGAGCAGGCAAGGUGGGAAAUUUAGUCACAACAAAAUCAAGGCAUUCUCUCCAAUGAACAGAACAGAAUACUUUAUUUGGCCAAGUGUGAUUAGACACACAAGGAAUUUGUCUCCCGUGCAUAAGUUCUGUGUACAUGCAAAACAACAAAGUAAUAAUAAUCGUAAUAAUGAUACCAAUAAGAGAAGAAAGUGGAACAUAUGAGGGGGAUAAUAAUAACAGACAUACUACAUGAGUAAAUAUACUUAGACAUAAGAUAGUAUUGUGGGAAUUAGAUGUUCAACAAGAUAACUGUCAAGGUUCCAACUGAUGGAACCAAAUGAAUCAGAACUCCAAGGCAUGAGAUUUCCUUAAAGAACAUGUUUAUUGGGUACAUAAUGUUAGCACGGUCAAAUGUGAAACCAAAUCUAAAUCAUCCCCCAAAAGGUUCAGAGUAAUUCAUUGUAAUAGUUCCCUCCCUUCUAUUUAGCUAUAAAUCACAUUCUCCAAUAGAACUACUUGGCAAGCAUUCUAACAAAACGUCCUUCCUUCUCCACCAUGGUGUGGGAAUGACCUUGGUUCUCACGGGAUCCAUUCAUGUUUAGACUAGCAGAAAUACCUCAUCCCCCCUCCUUUUCUUGUGGCAACCUAGAAUGACAAAGAUGGCUGCAGACAGGUUUGUUUGUUAUAGACAAUAACAAGCAAAAAGAAGAUUAUGGAAAAUUCCAAAUAGUCCUGGAUGAAAUUCUAUCCACUUAGGACAGAAGGAUUUGGUUCUAUCAAUACUGUAAAACCAUGUGAAAUUCUACAUAGGUGGCCAGGAUCAGUAAUGUGCUGUAUUUACUUUGUCUGAUUUUGAGGCCUUGGGCUUCCUCUAGGUUGAUGGGAAAAUUCUUGCAAGCUUAGUUCUCUGCUUUGAGUUGGAAAAUAGCUCUUUCCCUGAAAUACAAGGGCCUCUGCUGACCAUUGAGAGGCCUGCAUGUGGGGGCCCAUAAGGCUCACGCCCUGCCUCCUGACUUGCCACCAUGACUAACCUUUAACGUUUUUUGUCCAAGACGCAGAAGAAGCCAGUGAACCAGUGCUAAUAGGAGGAAGAAAAGGAUGCGGCUGGGCCAGAUGGCUGUGUUGUUGCUUCUCCUUCAGCACACUUCUGCGUGCCAGGAGCUCACUUGCUUCGCGGACUACAUCCAGAGGCUGGAAUGCACGUGGGGAAGCAGUCUCAGCCCAGCUCACAGGGCCCUCUACAACCUCACUGCAAACUGCAGAGAAGAAAUCCCAGAAAGCCUCCUGGGAGGGAUCAGGCAUUUCACUCCCCGUUCUCCUUCUGCAUCCCCUCCACGGACCCUGGGAAGCGACCUCUUUGCGGGACCUCCUGAGAUGCUUGCUUUCCCCAGGGACUGUGGAGAUGGCGGGAGCUGCUCCUUCGGCCUUACCGCCAGCAACGCCACCCACGCGCACUAUGCCUGCUUCUCAGAGCAGAAGCUGUGCUUUGCCACCAACGUCUUUGAGGUCAGCAUCGCCACCACUCUUGUGCAGGACCCUUCAGGGCUGCCCCAAGCCUGCAAUAAGACGUUCCAGUUCCAGAAUCACAUUAAGCCAUAUCCGCCAAUCCACCUGGCUGCAGUUGCAUCCUCUACCGGCUACAACAUUUCUUGGGAGACCAGAUACCUGGAUCAAGAGUACCACUCCCUAAACGGCAACCUGCAAUAUGAGUUGCAGUACAAGAAGAAAGGUCACCCUUGGCAGGGGCAGAGCCAGAAAUCCCUCCUGCAAGACCUACACAGCUUUCAGCUUCUGCCCCAGGAGUUGGAGCAGAACACCGAAUACGAGUUCCAGGUGCGGUCAAAGCCGGCCUCUUCUUACCAGGGAACAUGGAGUGACUGGAGCCCCCUCGCCUCCCUCAAGACCACACACAAGGUCUCAGAGCACGGCAGAGUCCAAUGGCUGGAGGUGGUCUUGCUGGUGAUCAGCUCCAUUGCUGCCCUCAUGGCCUUCCUGGGGUGGCACCAGAGGUUGUGGAAGAAGCUGGACUGUUUCACCCCCAGCCCAGCCCCCUUCUUCCAGCCCCUCUACCUGAGCCAUAAUGGAGAUUUCAAGAAAUGGGUGGGUGCCCCUUGCUCUGGAACAACCCUAGAUGCCUUUGAGUGGGGCAUAAUUGUGCCAGAGAUAUUUGGGAUUGGACACAAGCAUCUUCUUCUGAGUUGUGCUGAGGGAGACUGGAAGGAUGGCCAGAAUGGGCAGCCUCCAAUGUCUGCCCCGCUCCUGCCAGAACUCUUGCAGGCUUCUGCCAAAGACUGCAGUGCCACAUGGGAGCAGGGCUAUGGCCACCUCUCCAUUGACACAGUCAUGGUGGCAGAGGAACUUGCAACCCACUGCUCCCAGUGCAGCAGCACCCACCCAUGCUGGGCCCUGGAGGAGCUCCAGAAGGAGACGGAAACAAGCGAGAAGGAGACCUACCAUGGCCUGCAGUUUGACAGCAGCAGCUCUGGCCUGGGCUCUGGGUGCUUGCUGCUGGGGAACAAGAUGCCCCUGCAGGACUCCUUUCCCUCUGGGCCGGCCUCCUGGGCAAGCCAACCCCCCUUUGGCUCUCCCCCAGGAGGCCUGGAGGGAUUCUUUGGCCUGCUGCCUGCCCCCUCGCUCCUUGGCCCCUGCCUCUCUGCCCCAGCCACAGAGGAAGGCCCCUUCUGCAGGGGACCCCCGUCUCCCGACUGGGAUAUGGAAAGUGAUCCAGUCAACGGCCUGGAUCUGGACACCAUGGACAGUGGCUUUGCAGACUGCGACUGCAGGAACCCUGACGAUGGAGAGCUGGCAGCAAUGCCGGCAGGUUGCAGUUGCCAGUCUGAGCCUGGCCCUGUUGUGGGGGAACCCGAAAAAGAGGACUUUCUUCUGCCAAGAUAUGUCAAGCAGUGGGUGUAGCCCCAUGGCACUGAGGGACUCAGGCUGGCUGGGCAGGAUCUGGCCCAAGCAGGAUCUGGCCCAAGCGCAUCCCACACGCCUCUGACAGUCCUUGCAGGAUUGCUGCUGUCUCUCUUUCUUUGACCCAUGCCAGAAGGUGCCCACCUUUCCUUUUGUGAAGACAUGUCGCUCUCCAGCCAAUGCUAGAAUGGAGGACAUGGGUCUUGGGGCAUCAAAGACAAAAGGGAGAGGGAGUGAGCUCAGCUCCAGGGAUCCCGGCCUGCACCCAGGGGUGAAUUGGGCCAGCCCCCCCUUGGUUGUUCUUCCCUCCUUUCGGGCAAGCUGCAGGUAGAGGGGCCUUUUGCUUCUACACAAUGUUUAGUCGAUAGAAGUGCUUGAAGAGUAAGGCUGACCUACAGGAAUCAGGGAUUCCUACAUGUGUGGAUGUCUUGGGAUUGAGGCUCGUGUCAUGGGAAAGGCUGGUCUGGAUUCCCUUCAUGCCAGGGCUGAUGCUUUCUUAGCUCACUCAGAUGGACACCAACCAUCU
Messenger RNA from Crotalus tigris (Tiger rattlesnake), 6210 nucleotides. It is a transcript of the gene IL21R, whose product is annotated as interleukin 21 receptor. Bases 3870 to 5684 code for a protein of 604 amino acids. Gene Ontology annotation, biological process: immunoglobulin mediated immune response; cytokine-mediated signaling pathway. Gene Ontology annotation, cellular component: external side of plasma membrane. Gene Ontology annotation, molecular function: protein binding; cytokine receptor activity. The record is from RefSeq and is a predicted model, not a curated record. The transcript is spliced from 8 exons. Lineage: Eukaryota; Metazoa; Chordata; Lepidosauria; Squamata; Viperidae.